This is a messenger RNA of Aspergillus nidulans FGSC A4, 837 nucleotides long. RefSeq names its product putative replication factor-a protein. The coding region runs from base 1 to 837 and encodes 278 amino acids. Gene Ontology annotation, cellular component: nucleus. Gene Ontology annotation, molecular function: DNA binding. The transcript is spliced from 3 exons. NCBI's taxonomy places the organism in Eukaryota, Fungi, Ascomycota, Eurotiomycetes, Eurotiales, Aspergillaceae. The record is from RefSeq and is a predicted model, not a curated record. Gene Ontology annotation, biological process: DNA recombination; DNA repair; DNA replication.
AUGGACUCCUACGGCGGCUACGGAGGUAACUCAUAUGGAAGUGGCGGUGGUGGCUUCAUGCCCGGCGAGACAACCAGUCCGUCUGGAGGAAGGCAAGAAUGGAACAACACAACCCUUCGCCCCGUAACAAUCAAACAAAUCCUCGACGCAACGCAGCCCUACCCGGAAGCAAACUUCACAAUCGACGGACAAGACGUAUCCAGCAUCGUCUUCAUAGGCCAAGUCCGCAACAUCAGCACACAAGCCACAAAUGUCACAUACAAACUUGACGACGGCACGGGCGAGGUUGAAGCGAAGCAGUGGAUAAAUCCGUCCGAGGCGAUGGACACGACCGAAGAUUUCGGCAAGGAAGGGAAGGACCUGAAUGGUGUGGAGAUCAACGGCUAUGCGAAGGUAUUCGGGAAGCUGAAGAGUUUAUUUGGAGACCGCAAGGUCGUUAACACGCAUUGCGUGCGGCCGUUAACGGAUAUCAAUGAACUGCAUGUUCACUUUUUGGAGGCCGCCGCGGUGCACUUGUUUCAUACUAGAGGCGCUCCAGGGCCCGCUGCAGGUGCUACCGGGAAAAUCGAUGGUGGUGAUGCGGCGAUGGGAGGGCUUGAUGGGGCCGGGGUUGGUGGCGGUGGUGGGUUCCCGGCGAAUAUGUCUGCAACUGCAAGGAGGGUUUAUAACCUGCUCAGGACGGAGCCGCAGAAUAAUGAGGGCCUGCAUGCGCAAUUCAUUGCGGCGAAGCUGGGCCUUCCUCCGCAAGACGUUGUGCGUGCAGGUGAUGAGCUGAUCAAUGCUGGCAUGGUGUUCUCGACCGUGGACGAUCAGACCUGGGUUAUUCUGGAGUAUUAA